CCCGCCCCCAUCUGCCCAAGAUAAUUUUAGUUUCCUUGGGCCUGGAAUCUGGACACACUGGGCACCCCCCCGCCCCCGACGUCUACGUCUAAAGUCGAGGCAUCCUCCUGCCACCUGUAGAGAAGCGGGAGCGGAUUUGAAAUAAAAUCCAGGUGUCUGGGGUCCCUAGACAGAGCCAGACUUUGGGCCCGGUGUCCUGCUGCUCCCGCAGGGGCUCCUCCAGCACAAAGGCCCACAGAUGGCUCCUUCACCCCGUCUUCUCCGUCAGAUGUCAUGGAGUUGGAUCUGUCUCCGCCUCAUCUCAGCAGCUCCCCAGAAGACCUGUGCCCAACCCCUGGGACCCCUCCUGGGACUCCCCCACUCCCCACGGCCCCUCUGCCUGGGGAGGUGACGCGGUCCCAGCCUCUGCCCAUUCCGACCAGCAGGAAACUUCGAGAGGAGGAACUGCGGGCAGCCUCUCUACCCUCCAUCCCCAACCCCUUUCCUGAGCUCUGCAGUCCACCCUCACAGACCCCCAUUCUUGGGGGCUCCUCUGGUGCAAGGGGCCUGCUGUCUCGGGAUGCCAGCCGCCCCCACGUAAUAAAGGUGUACAGUGAGGAUGGGGCGUGCAGGUCUGUGGAGGUGGCGGCGGGUGCCACGGCUCGUCACGUGUGCGAAAUGCUGGUGCAGCGAACCCAUGCCCUGAGUGACGAGACCUGGGGGCUGGUGGAGUGCCACCCCCACCUGGCACUGGAGCGGGGUCUGGAGGACCAUGAGUCUGUGGUGGAAGUGCAGGCCGCCUGGCCCGUGGGCGGAGACAGCCGCUUUGUCUUCCGGAAAAACUUCGCCAAGUAUGAACUGUUCAAGAGCUCCCCACACUCCCUGUUCCCAGAAAAGAUGGUCUCCAGCUGUCUCGAUGCACACACGGGCAUAUCGCAUGAUGACCUCAUCCAGAACUUCCUGAACGCAGGCAGCUUCCCCGAGAUCCAAGGCUUCCUGCAGCUGCGGGGAUCAGGACGCAAGCUGUGGAAACGCUUCUUCUGCUUCCUGCGCCGCUCUGGCCUCUAUUACUCCACCAAGGGCACUUCCAAGGAUCCGAGGCACCUGCAGUACGUGGCAGACGUGAACGAGUCCAACGUGUACGUGGUGACCCAGGGCCGCAAGCUCUACGCGAUGCCCACGGACUUCGGCUUCUGUGUCAAGCCCAACAAGCUUCGAAAUGGCCACAAGGGGCUCCGGAUCUUCUGCAGUGAGGAUGAGCAGAGCCGUACCUGCUGGCUGGCCGCCUUCCGCCUCUUUAAGUAUGGGGUGCAGCUGUAUAAGAAUUAUCAGCAGGCACUGUCUCGCCACUUGCGCCCGUCCUGUUUGGGGUCCCCGCCCUUGCGGAGUGUCUCGGAUAAUACCCUGGUGGCCAUGGACUUCUCUGGCCAUGCUGGACGUGUCAUUGAGAACCCUCGGGAAGCUUUGAGUGCAGCCCUGGAGGAGGCUCAGGCCUGGAGGAAGAAGACAAACCACCGCUUCAGCCUGCCUACCCCGUCCUCUGGUACAAGCCUCAGUGCAGCCAUCCACCGCACCCAACCCUGGUUCCACGGGCGCAUUUCCCGUGAGGAGAGCCAGCGGCUCAUUGGACAGCAGGGCCUGGUAGACGGCAUUUUCUUGGUCCGGGAAAGUCAGCGGAACCCACAAGGCUUUGUCCUCUCGCUGUGCCACCUGCAGAAAGUCAAGCAUUAUCUCAUCCUACCGAGCGAGGAGGAGGGCCGCCUGUACUUCAGCAUGGAUGAUGGCCAGACCCGCUUCACGGACCUGCUGCAGCUUGUGGAGUUCCACCAGCUGAACUGCGGCAUCCUGCCGUGCCUUCUGCGCCACUGCUGCACACGGGUGGCCCUCUGACCCGCCCCUCUUGCCGCCCCGAGCCUCAGCCCGACCUCCAGCGGCCCCCGGCCCCCAGGCCCAUCCAGGGGCCUCUGGUGCAGAAGGUGGUGACUCACUGGAGGGCUCUCCGACUCCAGCCUUUUCCGCUGCUCCUUUAGCCUCCCUCAGGUAGAAAAUGGCUCCCCAUCCAGCCCUCUCUCGACCCCUCUCCUCAAGGGAAGACCUCUGGUGUCCCCCUUCUCGGAGUUCCUGGGGCGCUGCUCUGGGGCAGGGCAUUAUGGGAGAAGCGGGGGCAGCCUAGAUGGUCUUAUGCCCCACACUUCGUACAGACUGAGAGGCCAGUUGAUCUGCUCUGUUUUAUACUAGUGACAAUAAAGAUUAUUUUUUGAUACA
Messenger RNA from Carlito syrichta (Philippine tarsier), 2244 nucleotides. RefSeq names its product growth factor receptor bound protein 7 (gene GRB7). Bases 274 to 1869 code for a protein of 531 amino acids. The transcript has 15 exons. Gene Ontology annotation, biological process: signal transduction. The record is from RefSeq and is a predicted model, not a curated record. NCBI's taxonomy places the organism in Eukaryota, Metazoa, Chordata, Mammalia, Primates, Tarsiidae.